Solanum verrucosum is the source of this 1592-nucleotide messenger RNA. Its product is annotated as deSI-like protein At4g17486. The coding region runs from base 398 to 1147 and encodes 249 amino acids. The record is from RefSeq and is a predicted model, not a curated record. The transcript has 4 exons. Gene Ontology annotation, molecular function: deubiquitinase activity. Gene Ontology annotation, biological process: protein deubiquitination. NCBI's taxonomy places the organism in Eukaryota, Viridiplantae, Streptophyta, Magnoliopsida, Solanales, Solanaceae.
AUCUCACUUCUUGGACCUCUAAAAUGGCAAGUCUUUCUAUGAUAAACCAAAAUAAUAAACUUUGGAUCCUUUAUAAAUCAACUUUCACUUUCCUUUUUCUUUUCAUUUUCAUUUUCAUUUUCACCUAAAAGGGUUUCAACAAGACCACUAUCCCUUUUUUUUUUACAUCUCUGAUUCUCACAGCUCUGGCAUUUGUCAAUCAGUCACAGGCUGGAACAAUGUGCAUAUUUUUUCAAGCAGAAAUUAUGCACUUUCAGUCCCAUUUGCUCUUUUUAUCCUGAAUAUGUAUACCCUUUUGGAAUCUCGACAUAGCGACAUUCUUUUCUUGGUCUCAUGAGUGUUAUUUCCAAAAAAGGUAGAAACUAGGUAUUGAAGCAUUCCUAGUUUUGCCUUGAACAUGAAAUCAAAAUUAAAGAAUGGCUUGUGUUCUGUGGUCCCUCUUCAUUUGCAAGGUGAAUCCGCAACACGUUUUUGCAUGUUUCCCAAAGUGAAGUCAGCUUGUUGUAGUCCAGGCAACACACCUGUUUACCUUAAUGUGUACGAUUUGACACCCGUUAAUGGCUAUUUUUACUGGGCAGGCAUAGGUGUCUUCCAUACAGGGAUUCAAGUUCAUGGUGUUGAAUAUGCUUUCGGAGCACAUGACUAUCCAACAAGUGGUGUCUUUGAGCUUGAACCUCGACAGUGCCCUGGCUUUAAAUUUAGAAAGUCGGUGUUCAUGGGGACAACAUAUCUGGAUCCUAUCCAGCUUAGAGAAUUCAUUGCGCGCCAAUCAGCAAACUACAAUGGUGACUCAUAUCAUUUGAUUGCUAAGAACUGUAAUCAUUUCUCAGAUGAUAUCUGUUACAGGUUGACUGGGAAACGGAUACCUAAAUGGGUGAAUCGGCUAGCACGAGUAGGUUCAUUGUGCAACUGCAUUCUUCCAGAAGCCCUCAAAGCUUCCACGGUACAACAUGGCACAAAUGCACAAAACUAUGACAGUGAGAAGAGGAAACUAAGAAGCUCUUUUAACUGUUUGUCUUCAAUCUCAAUGCGUCAAGGUGAGAAAGAAGUAUCAAUAUCAUCGUUGUUCUUGCACUCCCACUAUAAAGGAUGUCUGCCGCCUUGGGAAUCCAAAAAGUCUAGAAGCAGGUCUUUGAAGGAAGGAUAAGGUCUUUUUAAUCCUCUAUAUGGAAAUCCUGUGUGAAUACUGACUUCUUUGUCAGACAAGCAUUUCUACGUAUAGCCAUUCUGUGAGCUUGUUGAAAUAUUUGCCGGGCUCUCAUUUGACUACUGAAUAGCGCUUGCUGGCUGAGAUUCUUUUUGGCUUGCCUGUGGUGAUUUAUGCACAUUCUCUGAGUUCAGAUUUCUGGUGUCACAAGUUCUGCUGCCCAGUUCAUAUUCUGAUCCUACUGAAGAUCAAAUCUAUGCAUCAGUAUUUUGUCCCAGAAAUGUAUUUGUUUGUUAAUUCUCAGUCGUUUUCUUGUUUGAUACUUAAAACAGAGAGAUUCUUGUUUCUCCUGUGGUAGAAAUUUACUUUUGAAAGAUCAUGAGCUAUUUGCAAACAAUUUUCUCAACCAAAUUAUGACAAAUAUACCAACAUCACUUGCGCAAAA